Molecule: messenger RNA, 3267 nt
Organism: Styela clava
Lineage: Eukaryota; Metazoa; Chordata; Ascidiacea; Stolidobranchia; Styelidae
Source: RefSeq, a predicted model, not a curated record
GAUGCGCUUUUGUUUGCUUUAAUUAGGCCUUUAAUAUUUUGAAUUUUGAUGAAAACCCAAAAAUAUAAAUGGACAUAAAUGUAAAAACACAUGGAUAUUCAGGUGUCAACUGAAUCUGUUUACUGAAAUCUAUUGAGUAGAAAAGAAGCUUUGAAAAGAAAUUUUAAGAAGCAUAGUUUUUUAGAUUUUUUUAUAGCCCCCAACUAGUAUUGUCUUUUUGGAUCUGACGUGUGUCUGAAGUAGUGAUGUCACAGGAAAGCAUAAACGAGGAUUCAACUACAUAUGAAGAUGAGAGAAGUCUUGAUAAUCAAAAAGACGAAGUCAUUCGAAUGAGUGAACCUGGUCAAGAAGAUGGCGCAGAUUCCCUUAACCAAGAAGUCGAAGAUGAAGAAGAGUUGGAAGAAGGCAUGCAAGAAGAAAGAAUGGAUGAUGCUGCAAUUAUUGAUGAUGUUAGAUCUAUCAGUUCUAAAAAGUCAAUAUUAUCCGAACUAGCAACGAAAGAAAAAGCAAAAUAUGUGGAAGCAGUAAAAUCUGAAAAGGAUGUUCCGGGGACGAAAUCAAUGAACAAGAAAGAGCUGAAAGAGAAACAAAAACAAACCAAGAAAGAAUUAUUUGGAUCUUUUGCAGCAGAUGAAAUUGAGUGGAAACUGAUUCUUACAUUUAUUGUGUUUGUGUUUGCAAUCUCUGUGGCAGCAUGCACCAUCGUGGUCUUUGUAGUUUUACAGGAAAAAGAUGUGAAGAUUGCAGUAGCUUCCUCUGAGAAAGAAAGAUUAUUACUGGAACAGGAACAAAUUGAUCUGAGGAAGAACUCGAUAAAUGGCCACAAUGGACAAGUUUUGACUCGAAUGAAUGCACUUGAAGAAGACAUUGAAAACGCAACAGAAUUUGUGCACGAAAUAAAAUCAAAUCAAACUGAAAAUAUUGAGGACGUCUUCGUAGAUAACCAAGUGCCAGUUUCUAAUGAAAUCAUGGGCAUUGACAACUACAUGACAAAUAGGAUGGAUCAUCAAGUGGAAGAUGCUCUAAUACGAAUUCAAAAUCAAACAGAAAACAUAACUGAAAACGCCAAAGAAAACACCAAUGAGACGUUGUCGACAUUAUCGACUAUAGACGAAGAUGGUACAACGCUAUUUGACGAUCAAUUCAAGUCAACCAGAAGCGUAUUAUCAGAUCUCUCGCGUGAAACAACUGUAGUUUUGAGAGGUCAAAAUACAUUACUCAGUGGGGAAAUUGGCAGCAUUGAAGAUGCAGUCAUAAGAGGAUUUACUGAUAAAGAUACCAAUUAUACAAACGGAUUAAAAGAUGUCAGCGCGACUCUCAAUACGGACUUUAUGCACUUAAUGGGCCAACUUACAAUGGCAGUAGAUGGCGGAAGUUCAAAAGUUAAUUUCACUAUACGAAUAUCCAAAAAGAGUAUUUCACAUAAUACGGAUGUCAUUUCAUCACGUUUAACUGCGAUAGUUGAAGGACAAGAUACUUUGUUUAACAUGACCAUUAUAAGUGCUGUCAUGGAUAUAAAACGCGUCGUCGGCGGUUUAGAAACAGCCACUAAUCGGAGUGUGACGGAUAUAAUUGGAAAUAAUGCUAUGGAAACUAGUGGAGACAUAGACAAGUUAAUUAAGAUCGCCAACGGAGUUGACGAUGCGACAAUUUCAAAAUUAAACGUAAUAUUUGAUCACGCGGCAACGGCAAAUACCGUGUAUAGCAUUUACUUGCAACCAAAAGUCACAGAAUACGAAACUUACAAAACGACUUUCGAGCAGAGUAUAGACGCACACACGGGCAAUUUUACAACAAACUUUGAUAUGAAACAACUCAAUGACAGACCUCAGAAAUGUGAGGAUGUUCGCUACCUUACAGCAAGAAAAUGGAAAUAUAAUGAUGACUCAGGAGGAAUUUAUAUACUUUCUUUUCCUUUAUUCCCUACGGGAUUGAACGUUUUCUGUAGUGCCGUAAAUGAAGGAUGGCUGGUGAUUAUGCGACUAGAGGAAAGUACAGAAAUAUUUGAUGCUAAUAUUGCUUCUUAUAAAUCAGAAAUGGGUUCUUCCACAACAGGAAAUUAUUGGUUGGGAUUAGACAAUAUGCACAAAAUAACAUCAAAAGAAAAGUACAAGCUGAGAAUCGAGUAUACAGAAGAUAUGGAUGCUGUUGUUACAUUUAUUUACGGUUCUUUUUCUAUUGGUGACGAAUCGAGUAAUUACCAGCUAACCGUGGCUGAUUUCGUUCAAGAAGAAUCUUCCACAAAUUUGAAUUCCAUGAAAAUAAUAGGUCAUAGUGGAUCCACCUUUUCUACAAAAGACAUGGGUACGACGGAAGACUUGAAGACCUGCGCUGUGACAGGAGGAGGAGGCUGGUGGUAUGUUGCAGCGGCACCCGGAUGUCAGAGUAUAAAACUAACUGGAAAAUAUUAUUCUACGUUAGCAGAACGCGAUGGUUCAGACGGAAUCAUAAUCGGGGAAGCUUCGAACUUUUACAAAAGAGCUGAAAUGUCCAUAAAAGUUUCCCAUUCAGACCUAAUGUGAAUACUAAAAGAACAGACAAUUUUAUUAUUACUGCAAUUUACAAUUCGCUAAGAGACAGAGUUGCGUAGAAACCGAAAUUUACAUUGAUUAUUCCAUAUUGCUUACCUGAACGACAAUAGAUGGAUUAAUGCCUCAUUCAUCCAAAGUUAUGAAACUCUUGUACUCGAAUGUAUUAUGAAAAUAUUGGAAUGGAUUUUCAGAAGAAAUUGAAUGGAGAGUUCUGAAAUUAGAUUCAGUCUUGCAAAAUGAUUUUUUUCGACUUAUAUAUAUGCCUAUAUACCUGUCUUCGUUUAUGAAUAUUUUAACAGAAUUUACCAUCUUAUUGCCUUCCACUUGGUGUGUUCUACUUUCAUUUGGUUACUUUUUACAUAUUUGAAUUCUGGACUUGCCUUAUAGGACUCUAAGGGUAGAAUAAGAAAACUUGGAUGAGCGAAAAAAUCCUAACUGUUCGAUCUUCAAGAACCACCAAACACAAUAAAGGAAUAAACAUUGAUAUCACGCCUAACAUAGCUCAUUUUCAACAAUUUGUUGUGGAGGUAGGGGAGUCUUUAUUUAGGUUGUAGCAAGUACAUACAUACAGUACAUACCGUGAAUUUUAUUACUUUUCACAACUCAUUGUUGAUAGUGCAUGUUAUUUUCCCAAAACAAGGUCGUUGGCAGAUUUUAUUUCCUUAUGAUAUUUUCAUAAAACAUUUCAUGCGAAAAAGUUGAAGCUUGAAAAAUAAAAAAUAAAUAGAAGGGCGAA